AUGGCACGCAUCGGCCACUGCAAGUUCUGCGAGCUCAACAAGCGUUACCACGACACGCUGGAGUGGAAGAUGAUCAGGGGCAAGGCGGCCGCGGACGAGACGAAGGCCGAGUGGCAGGCGAACCCUGCUGACAAGAAGUACGCCAGGAAGAGCCUCAUCCAGUCGAGCCAGUUUCAGAAAUCCCACAGCAGCGACACAUUCAGCACCAACAGGGACCUCGACAGGCCGAUGACCAGACAAGCAUUUCAUUGCCACUGCCAAGACAUCUUGGGCCUCACAGAGCUAGAGGAGUCAGAGUGGUGGCAGGAGCUCGAGGAGAACCCCAGGAUCGAUCGGGAUAACAAGGGCUGCAGGGGUCGACUGCAGCUCUGGAUUCCCGUCGGACCUGAAUGGGAGCGGGGGGGCCGCAGGUCCGUCCAGAGCGCCUUCGUGGAGAAGGGAUCGGAGCAAAAGAACAUGUCUGAGAGCGAGGCCGCCUCGAUCAAGGAGUUUGUCCAGGAGUCGUCUGCUUCGACUGCUGACUCGUUCUUCUCGAACAAGUUGGAGUUGCAGAUAGUGCUGAAGAGGAAGGACGCCCUGGAUGAGGUAUCUGUCAAAAAAGAGUAUGCCGUCGAGGCUGGGUCAGCGUCUGGGAAGAAGAGGAAGGUAUCGCACAAGGUCUACGUGCCUGAGCGUGACUGCCCGAAGAUCCACGCCAACAUGGUGACGGAUAUCGCGAAACUCAACACCGCGUUCGCCGCCAACCAGCGCAAGGUCGACGACGUCACCAAGCGUCUGCAGUCCAUCCCCGUGACUGAGACGAACGACGCUAAGCCCUUCGUAUCGUACAUCAAGAGUCUCCAGACUCGCUGGCAGCUCACCGUCAAGUGGAAGGGCCUGCACAAUGUCAUCAAGCUAUUCAAUCUCUCAGUGGACAAUGGCAAUGCCGCUUCGGCGUCGCCAGCACAUAGUUAUCCUCCGACACCCGGCUCGGGCAGCCAGCCCGCCCCAUUGCCCGACAGUGACAUGCAGAGCAUCUCGUUGCUAGAUCUCGCCGAGAGGGAGAAGGCCAGGAAGCCGUUCGCAGGCGACCCAACGAAGAUCAAGUCGCUCAAUGAGAUGCACACGUUGUGCGAGGAAGACCUUGACGACUUGGUCGAGACAUGGAACGAGUGCCUCGCCAUCGCCACUGAGCUGAAUGCAUCUGUCAAGACGACGUGCGGCCACAUCGAAUCUCACCUGACCCAGAAGAGGAAGAGACAAGAGCGCGAGGCGAGGGACCUGGAGAAGAAACAACAGGCGGAUGCCCUCAAGAAAGUCAAAGAGGAGGCAGCACAGGCGGCAGCGGCGAUCAGGGCCAAGGUCAAGCAACCACUUCAGCCAAGUGCCCUGGCGGUGAAGCCGAUCUUCCUUGCGUCCUGGAGUCAUGUUGAAGAUGCCGAUGCAGUCACCGAAGUGCCUGCCAACGACUCGAUGAGUUGGAACAUGCCGUUCGCGGUAAAGGAGAACGACGACAUCACGCUCCUCAUCGGCAGCUCCGGCAUUCAGAAGGAGCUGACCGCGUGGGCGACCGAGUUCAGCAAGACCCAGGAUCUGCGGGGCCAGAAGCAUCUACAAGGACAUGGGAAGGCGGCGGAAAACGGCCUGACUGAGGCCGCGCAUUUCUUCGAGAAGUGGAAGCCACCUACGGUCGACAUCAGCGCAGUCGAUGGCGGCUCCGCCUUCGUGAACUCGAUCUGGAAGCUGGGAUUCAAGGAGGAGAUGACGUGGACGGGCUUCACGCCUAAUUGUGCCGCCCUGAUGCGUCGUCUCGCAGCUGGCAAGGUUCACUGUCUCAUGGUGGACACGACGACUGUGUUCGCCACCAUGCUCAAAGAGGAUUGCCCAGAGGUCAUCAAGAAGAUCCACGCGCCUGGCGAUGUGGCAGCAACCAUCGAGGCGUUCGCCAACCUGGACGACGACGGCGCGAAGCAGGCCGUGGAUGCUGGGAUUACCGCUCGCAAGACAAUUCAGGUCGCCAAGAGCUUGCUCUACGCGCCGAUGGGCUGGAUGGUCGCGGAGAUGUGCCUGAAGGGGGAGGCGCUGAACUACGGGAUCCGCAAGAGCACGAUCGUCAUGACCGAGGUGUCCAAGGAGCACUUCGACCAGGCGACGAGGCUCUUCAUGGAGAUGAAGAAGGACACCUCGAGGAUGGAGGCCAUCCUCGCUCUAAUCUAG
This is a messenger RNA of Prorocentrum cordatum, 2196 nucleotides long. The record is from the annotation of a GenBank genome assembly. NCBI's taxonomy places the organism in Eukaryota, Dinophyceae, Prorocentrales, Prorocentraceae.